Messenger RNA from Dimorphilus gyrociliatus, 2517 nucleotides. Lineage: Eukaryota; Metazoa; Annelida; Polychaeta; Dinophilidae. The record is from the annotation of a GenBank genome assembly.
GUUCUUUUUCACGGACUACAUUUUAAGAUGGCCGGCAUUGCUAAAUGCUAUCGUUUUUCGGCAUUUUCAUGUAUGGAAUUUUCAAAUAUAGUCAACGGACAUACAUUGGUUGACGGUUCAUAUAAAAGAGUAGUCUUGGAAAACGGAAAUAUUGGCUUAAUACCUGUUAGCGGUGGAGAAACCAUGGCCUCUCAGGAGGAACAAACAGCUGAAGUAAUGAGUAUGCUAGGACAGAUCGCAGAAACAGCAGGAACAGCUCAGGAUAUUCCUAUGGAAACAGCCGAAUUGGAUAAGUUUCUUGAAGGUUCUGAUUUACCUGAAGCUGCUCCGGAAGAAGCUCCAGCCGAAGCUAAACCAGUUGAGGACGAAUCCUUGAAAUAUGUUCAGUCGAUGCAUAAGCAACUAACUAGCAAAUUUCCAUCCAUUAAUGAGCACAAAGAGAAGCCUCUCCAGUGCCCGAAGUGCUCCAAAAAAUUUCAAAGAGACUCGCAGUUAACAGCUCACAGUCGUUAUCACAUUCUCAAGGAAAAAGGAAAGUUGACAAAAAAGAGUAACAAACGAAAAAAUAAAAAAAAUUUGCGUUCCUAUAAAUGCCCAUUUUGUGCCGAAACACGUAGCAGAGAAGGUCUUAUCACUCACUUGGAGGAUCAUUAUGCCACAAAAGAUGUCGCGGUUCGUCUUGGGUCUCGUCUUGACAAAGACGGAAAGAGGCGAGCGGACGGAUAUGUGUACUAUGGCGCUAGUAAAAAUCCAGUACGCUCCAAAACCGGUGCUAAGAGGGGAAGGCCGCCAAAAAGCCAUUAUGCAAAUUUAGGUCGGGAUGGAUCAGGUGUAAAACCUCCUGUUACUGUUUCUAAACGUAAACAGAUGGGCGAUUAUGGACGUGGUGAUUUUGUCUACUUUGAUGAUGAAGAAGAAGAUGAAGUAAUGUGCAAAUUAAGUUUAAAUUUCCAAUCUAACGUUGAACACCUUCAGGCCGCUGAAGAAUCAGAAGAUGAAUAUACUCCUGAUAAAGAGGAGGUUCAUGAGGCCGAAAAUGAAGAGGAGGCUGAGGAAGAAGAAGAAGACGAAGAUAAAGCUUCAAAAGCAGCUAAUGCUGCCACUCAAAAUAAGAUUCAGGCUACGGGAGUUACAUCGACAGAUAUGAAGGAAGGCAAAAUACUGCAUACGCCCCAGGGUACCUUCAAAGUUGUUCGAGUUAUUCCACAACCUGGCGGUGGACAAAGAGUACUCGUUGUACCUUAUUCUGAAGACGAAAAAGAAAAAGCUCAAGCUGGUGCGGUUGUUACCAAACCAACAACUCCUGGUUCUGCUAAUACCAAUAGCAUAAGGGGUCGAGGUGCAGUGUCUGCUGGAGUAAGAGGUCGCGGUCGAGGAAUUGGAAGAGGUCGCGGUAGGGAUCCCGACGACCCAGACUGGACUGAACCUGACACACCAAGAGGUCGUGCAACAGCAAAUAGAGGCUAUAUUCCUAGAGGUCGUCCACGUGGACGACCACCAAAGAGUGGGGGAUUCUCACCUAGAACAGAAGCUAAAUAUACUUAUUUAGAGGAUGGAACUAAAGUUAGAGAAUUAACAGAAGAAGAAAGUGGACAGACCAUCAUUCAACAAGUUAAGGAAGGAGAAAAUGUUUCUUUGAAAUUACCUAACGGCCAAAUUGUUAGCUUGAAACCAAACAAGAAGUACAACAUAAGCUAUAAAAAGUCUCAAACUGAGUCUAUCAGCUACGUAAUUAACACACCAUCAAAUAUGACUGGAUAUCCAGGAGCAAAUUCCACACCGAAAAUGGAGGGAGCCGGCACACCUCGUGCCGAUGUACCAGCCCCCAUGGAAGGUGAAGAAGUUGUCGAUCAAGAAGAAAUGGAAACACAAGAGCAACAAGAAGCUCCAGCCGAUACUGCUCCCAAUGCUGAGCACCAACUACCCGAUAAUCUCUUUGAAAAUACGAAAGAUGAUGCACGCGAAAACGCAGCCGUUGAGCAAGCUGAAACAGGUUCAACGGGAGAAGGUGAAGUUCCUCCUGCCCCUCCUGGACAGGAAUAUUUAUUUGUUCCUCAAAACCUCUUGCCAUCUAUAAUGGGAGAUGGACAGGCUGAAGAACAAGGAUUCGAUCCAAAUAGCUCGGAAUAUGUCCGAAUUUUAGUUGAAUCAUCGGUUGUACCAGCCCUUUUAGAUAUGAGUGACCAAAUCAUGAGACCAUCAGAUGUGAUGACACAGAAGGGUGAACCGGAACCGGCUCCUGCGCCAGCCACUUCUAGUCCACCAAUGCAAAGUCUUUUAAAAACACCUCAAACCCAGGCCAUGAUGAGACAAGUUAAGCAACAGCAACAACAGCAGCAACAACAACAACGACAAUCUGGAAGCCAACCUCUUGUUAUAAAGUCUUCAGCAAAGCCUGGAACAAAGCAACAAGUAAUGCUGACUGGAAAUAGUGGGCAACAAAUUGUCGUUGAAGGUAUAGUAAACCAGCAGCAAGAAAUUAUCAUCGAUUCAAAUAUUUUAGCAUUGAUGACUUGA